GCUAGGUUGGGACACGUGGUCCUGUCUUGAGGAAAUACGCAUGCGCCCUGACCCUUGGGCGGAAGGCGGCUGGAGUAAGCUUCUCUCCUUCUUGAACUUUCUUCCUUGGAAGGAUGCAGAAGGAAGCAGAGCUCUGACAUUUCUGACUCCUUAUCUUAAUUUCAGAUGAAGGAUGGAUGAAAUGCUGUCUGAAAUUCUGUCCAGCAAGAUAAAAGAUAGAAGUGAUGAUAGUGGUCCAAAGUUUGCAGCUAUUUUUACCAAAGGAUUCUUCAGCUUGAAGAAAUUUUAGUGUGAAUUUCACAUUAAAAUUUACUGGCCUCUCCAAUCAAGGUUUAUAAUCCUUUAAAAAAAAGCGAUAACUGCACUUAUAAAUUUAAGUCAAGAAAAUUGUCAGGAUGUCAAAUAAGCAGGUGAAGACAGCAUUGAAAAGUGCCAGAGAUGCAAUAAGAAACAAAGAAUAUAAGGAAGCUUUAAAGCAUUGUAAGACCGUAUUGAAACAAGAGAAGAAUAACUACAAUGCCUGGGUUUUUAUUGGAGUGGCAGCAGCUGAACUGGAACAGCCUGAUCAAGCCCAGGGGGCCUACAGGAAAGCAGCUGAACUAGAACCAGACCAGUUAUUGGCCUGGCAGGGGUUAGCAAGUUUAUAUGAGAAAUCUAACUAUACAGAUGCCAAAGAUGACUUGAUCACUGUCUACCAAAAGCUUUUGGAUCUCUAUGAAAGUGUUGACAAGCAGAAGUGGUGUGAUGUCUGUAAGAAGCUUGUGGAUCUCUAUCACCAAGAAAAGAAAUACCUGGAGAUGGCUCAAACAUGGCACAGACUUAUCAAAGCAAGAAGGGACGAUGGUGCAGAGAAAAAAGAGGUUUACCAGCUGUGGAUAAAGUUAACUCAGUUAUUGGCUGAGAGUACUGAAGAAGAAAAUGAUGAAAUUCAGCAAUUGCUUUUCACUGCAUUUGAAAAUGCUUUGAGCUCUUCAGAUAAUAUUCCUAGUGAAGAUCAUGAAACACUUUAUAGACACUUCAUUCAGUGUUUGUCUAAAUUUCCUGAUGAGACUGCUAGGAUGAAGAAAGCAUGUGAAGGUAUGAUGAACAUCUAUCCUACCAUAUCUUAUCCAUUGGAAAUGCUUUGCUUACAUUUAAUUCAGUCAGGAAGUUUCACUGAUGAAGCCCUGCAGUAUUGUUACCAACUGGUGAAGAAGAACUCAGAAAGUGGUCCUGGCCUCAUUGGCUUAGGCAUAAAAGCACUACAAGACAAAAAAUAUGAAGAUGCUGCCAAAAACUUAACAGAAGGAUUAAAACUAAGCAGUGUCUGCAUAGUAGGAUGGUAUCAUCUGGCAGAGGCUCAAGUGAAAAUGCAUCGCUAUAAAGAAGCUAUUCUUUCUUGCAAUCAAGCUCUGAAGACAAUAGAAAACCUCAGUUCACCUGGUAGAACUCUUCAUCAGAAGAACCUCUGCCUUUGUUUGAAAGCAGAGGCCUUAAUAAAACUUUCAGAUCAUGAUUCUUCAGAAGAAGCAAUUGCCAUUCUAGAACAGAUCUCAGAUGCAAAUAAUAUUCCAGAGCUUUUAGUUCUCAAAGGUCUUGCUUAUCUAAACAAAGGCUUAACUGAUAAAACUUCAAAGAUUGUUGAAGAACUUCUUUCCUCUCACCCUAACCUAGCUGCAGUCCAUGCGCUGGAGGCACUGAUUCAUUUUACCAGAAAGGACUAUCCAGAGGCAGAGAAAGGAUUUCAGAGAGCUCUUGACAGAGAAGCCGAGGUUGCUGAUUAUUAUUACUAUCUUGGAUUAACAUAUUGGUUCAUGAGUGAAGAUACAAGAAAAGACAAAACAAAAGCUCUUACCCAGUUUUUGAAGGCUGCAAAAUUGGACACGUACAUGGGUAAGGUUUUCCACUACUUAGGACAUUACUACAGAGAGGUAGUUGGAGAUAAGAGCAGAGCCCGGGGGUGUUACAGAAAAGCUUUUGAACUGGAUGAAACAGAUGAAGAAUCUGGAGCUGCUGCAGUUGACUUAAGUGUGGAGCUUGAGGAUACGGACACUGCUUUGGUUAUCUUAACAACAGUGACUGAAAAGGCAAGUGCUGGGACAGCAAAAUGGGCUUGGCUUAGAAGAGGGCUCUACUAUUUGAAAGCUGGUCAGCAUUCUCAAGCAGUGGCUGAUUUACAGGCGGCAUUAAGAGCAGACCCAAAGGACUUCAACUGCUGGGAGUCAUUGGGAGAGGCCUACUUGAGUAGAGGUGGCUAUACUACAGCUCUAAAAUCCUUCACAAAAGCCAGUGAGCUGAACCCAGAAUCUAUCUACAGUGUGUUUAAGGUUGCAGCAAUACAGCAGGUCCUAGGCAAAUAUAAAGACGCUGUGUCUCAGUAUCAGCAGAUCAUAAAAAAGAAAGAAGAUUAUGUACCUGCCCUGAAAGGUCUUGGUGAGUGUCACCUUAUGAUGGCAAAAGGAAUGCUGACUGAUUACCUUGAUGGAAAAGCUGUGGACCAUAUUGAACAAGCUUUGAAUUACUUUACUUGGGCUCUCCAGUAUCGAUCUGAUGUUUCUUGUAUUUGGAAGCUCACUGGAGAUGCAUGUACCAGUUUACAUGUGGUUUCACCAUCUAAAGUGAAUGUAAAUGUUUUAGGAGUCCUUCUGGGUCAGAAAGAAGGGAAACAAAAAUUGAAGAAACAUGAGCUUCUCCAUCUAGGGGGAAGGUGCUAUGGUCGAGCAUUAAAACUGAUGCCUACAGCUAAUACAUGGUGCGAUCUUGGAAUUAAUUAUUAUCGUCAAGCACAGGAUCUAGCAGAAACCAGAAGUUGUGUGAAUGAACUUAAAGAGUUGUUGGAGAAAUCUUUACAUUGUCUGAAAAAGGCAGUGAGACUGGAUAGUAAUAACCAUUUGUAUUGGAAUGCCCUUGGUGUGGUUGCUUGUCACAGUGGCAUUGGAAACUAUGCACUUGCCCAACACUGUUUCAUCAAAUCAAUCCAAGCUGAACAAAUUAAUGCUAUUGCAUGGACAAACUUGGGAGUUUUAUAUCUAGCAAAUGAAAAUAUUGAGCAAGCUCAUGAAGCCUUCAAAGUUGCUCAGUCCCUUGAUCCAUCUUACUUAAUGUGUUGGAUUGGGCAGGCUCUUAUUGCAGAGACAGUUGGAAGUUAUGACACGAUGGAUCUCUUUCGGCAUACUACUGAACUCAGUAUGCACACAGAGGGUGCAAUAGGCUAUGCAUAUUGGGUCUGUACAACACUGCAAGAUAGGACAAACAGAGAAACGGAGCUGUACCGCUAUAAUAUCCUCCAGAUGAAUGCCAUUCCAGCAGCACAAGUUGUUUUGAGCAAAUAUACAGAAAGAAUUCAGAAUUAUGCUGCAGCUUUUACAAUGUUGGGUUAUUUAAAUGAAUAUCUACAACUGAAGAAAGAGGCAGCUGAUGCAUACCAAAGGGCAAUUUUAUUACUACAGAAUGAAGAAAAACAAGAAAUCUAUAAUGUUACAGUAAGAAAUUAUGGACGCUUGUUAUGUGCUAUUGGUGAAUGUGAUAAAGCCAUCCAGGCUUUUAAGUCAACCCCUCUGGAAGAAUUUGAUGACAUCGUAGGUCUUGCACUGGCUUUAUUCAAGAAAGGACUUUUCCAAGAGAGCAACAAAGCCUAUGAGAGAGCCUUGUCCAUUGUUGAAUCAGAGCAGGACAAAGCUCAUAUCCUGACGGCCCUGGCAAUAACAGAAUACAAACAAAAUAAAAUGGACAUAGCCAAGACAUUACUAUUCAAAUGUUCUAUCUUAAAGGAACCAACCACUGAAAGUCUUCAAGCACUCUGUGCUCUGGGGCUGGCAAUGAAGGAUGCUACUCUCUCAAAAGCAGCACUUAAUGAGUUAUUAAAGCAUGUAAAACAGAAAGGUGAUAAUUAUCAGAAGUGCCUUAUUACAUCAGCUGUUUAUGCACUACAAGGUCGAAAUGUGUCAGUGCAGAGACAAGUGUCUAAAGCUGUCCACAGUAACCCAGCAGACCCUGCCCUUUGGUCUCUUUUAUCCCGAGUGGUCCCUCAGUAUACUCCACGAAAUGCCCAAGGUGGAGCUGUAGCAGGAAAUGUGGCUCAUAUACUUGACUCAAAUCAUGGAAAGAAGGCCUUACUAUAUACUGCAGUCAAUCAGUUGGCAAUGGGAAGCAAUUCAGCAGAAGAUGAAAAAAAUGAUCCACUGAAGACCGUUCAGAAGGCAGUCCUAUUAUCUCCAGAUGAUCCUGCUGCCUGGGCAGGGCUAAUGGCAGCCUGUUAUGCUGACAACACGUUGGCUCUCUUAAAUAACACACAGCCAAAGAGGACAGAGCUAGACAUAGCACUGUUAACCACUAUUUCUGCUACAAUCAAAGAAAAAGACCUUCCUGAAAGCUACGUUCAGACUAUUGAAAAGUGGUCUCUUUGUCAAGCUCUCACUGGUUUAAUAGAAAAAGGGAAAAUUUCAGAAGCUGAGGCCCUCUGCACAAAGCAUUUAAAAAGUAGCCAUGACCAACCAACUGUCUUCCUGCUUUUAAGGCAAAUUCAGUGUAAACCUCUGCUGCAGGCACAGAAACAUCUUCCAGAUGCUGUCCUGGAAGAGCUGCAAAAAACAGUUGUGUCCAAUUCAACAUCUUUUUCAGCUUGGCAGUGGUUAGCACAGGUAUACCAGUCCCAGGGAAUGAUGGGCGCUGCAGAGAUGUGCUACAGAAAGAGUCUCCAGGUGGCAUCCCAGCAGGGUCAUUGGAAUGGAAAACUCUCAAGUUUACUGCGACUGGCAUUACUUGCCCUGGAAGUCUGCAGGGCUGAUAUUUCAAAUGAUCACUGGCCAUCUUUGGUUCAAGAAGCUACAGCUGAAGCACUGAAACUUUGCUUUUGCCCCCUGGCUCUUUUGUUGCAAGCUCUGUUACAAUUUCACCGCAAAAUGGGAGCAAGGGAGACACGGCGGCUGUUGGAGAGAGUAGUGUAUAAGCCUGGGUAUCCCAAAUCCAUCAUAUCAGUUGCACGCUGGUACCUGCUGAGACAUUUAUAUGCCAAAGAUGAUUAUGAGCUAAUCGAUAUGCUUGUAGACAAUGCCAAAGUCCAUGGAGAUACCAGAGCCCUAGAACUGAAUCAGAAAUUGUCGUCAUCAUCAUCAAAAUGACAUGGAUUGCUUGUAGUCAGUGAAGUAAAGGAAGCUGUCAGUGGAAUUGAGAAAUAAAUCAAGUCUUUCUCCCAAAGCAACAUUCUGAGGCCCUCCACCUCCCUUGCUAUUGUACUUUUUAAUCCAGGACAAUUUAUAUAAAUAUUCCCUCCCCCUACUAAACACACACACACACACACACUCACUCACUCUCUCUCUCUCUCUCUCUCUCUCUCUCUGUCUGUCUCUCUGUCUCUCUCUCUCUCUCUACCACCUUGAGGUGGAAUCUCUCAGAAACCCCUAGCCUGACUUUAAUUUGGAAAAAUAUCUUUCCUAUUCAAGAGAAAAGUUUACAGUGAGAAGAAAAUGCACCUGCCUGUCUAGUUCUACAGCAACAACUAUGAAGAGUGCAUGAAUAACAUUUUUUUUGUGUGUCUUCAGUGGUACAGAACACUUUUUGCAAUAAAGCCUUAAUAACCAUCCUCUCAUAAUAUACAAAGACAUUUAGAAAUUAGCACAAUUCUGAUGUUUUGUUGUAACAUGCUUUUAUGUGAUAUAUCCUAAUGGUCCCAAGAUAAUUGCUUUUAUGGGCAGUAGAAUUCAGUACAACCCCAAACAAAUAAUAUAAAUAUAUAAACUAUUUUGUUAUCAGUUCAUAUCAGAUUCUGUGCAAGACGCGUAAGUGGAAAGGUGCAGGUGCAUCUUAAAUUGCUAGUAUGUGUGUAUGCAUAUAUAUAUAUAUAUAUAUACAUAUACAUAUAUAUAUAUAUAUAUUUAGUGAUGCUUAGAUCUGUGGCUGUUUUAAAUUGUUCAUUUGAAAGAAUUUUUGAAGGUUUUUUUUUUUGUGUGUGGUGGGUCAGGGCUAGGGUGGGGUAGAAAACAUGGCUGCUUAUAUCUAAUUAAUCAUGGUAAUGUCUUGACUUUGUGAUGGCAAGUAUUCUUACUUAAAUGGAAUAAAACCAUGGCCUGUUUUUAGUACCAUGAAAAGAUGAUCUCAGAGUGUCAUAUUUAGAAUUUGAAAUAUUAGAUGCUUCCAUUAUUUUCACUUGUUUGGGUUUUAUACUUUUGGGGAAAGUAUUUUUGCA
Molecule: messenger RNA, 6163 nt
Organism: Vombatus ursinus (common wombat)
Lineage: Eukaryota; Metazoa; Chordata; Mammalia; Diprotodontia; Vombatidae
Gene: SKIC3
Product: tetratricopeptide repeat domain 37
Exons: 44
Coding region: 396-5099 (1567 amino acids)
Cellular component (GO): Ski complex
Molecular function (GO): protein binding
Source: RefSeq, a predicted model, not a curated record